AUAGGUUUCUAGAUUCUUCCACUGUGAGCUCUCAUGGCUACCAUAUAAAUUCGAGCUCUAGCUUUAUUGGGUUUGUUGGAAAACUCAUAAAAAUCUCAUUUUGGUGAAGGGGUUAGAAGAAAGUUUCUAUUUUGAUCAGGAGUCUGUUCGUUUGAGGAGGAGAAUCCUCAAAUUUUUGCUGAGGGAGUUUUUGAAGAGGGCCCAAGUAAUCAGAACGAUGGAUGAAUCAUUGGCUGCUUCUAGAUAUUGGUGCCAUAUGUGCUCAAGAAUUGUGGACCCAGUAAUGGAGGUUGAGAUCAAAUGCCCUCUCUGCAAUGGUGGAUUCAUUGAGGAAAUGGAAGCCCAAGAAAACCCAGCGCCUUCCUCCGCUAAUAAUCCCAAUUCAACGUCUGAUUCUGACCAGGACCUCUCCUUGUGGGCCCCCAUCCUACUCAGCAUGCUCAACGAUGGCCUCCGCCGUCGCCGGAGGUCUCAGAUGAAUGAAGGACAAGAGGAAGAAUCAAACGCAGCCUCUGAACAAGACAAUGAGCUCGCGUCCCUCUUACGUCGACGCCGGCGAACUUCGGCCAUCCUCGACGUCCUCACGGACAUCCAACAAAGGUUGCACAUCAGAGACCAAGAACAAGGAGAGAGACAGGGAGAACAUAUGAUCCUAAUCAAUCCCUUCAACCAAGCUGUGAUCAUCCCGGGGGGAGCCAUUGAUCCCACCAGCAUAAACCGCAACAUCAGAGCUUCGGUAGGGGAUUAUUUCAUCGGCCCUGGCCUCGAUCAGCUGCUACAACAUUUGGCUGAGAAUGAUCCUAAUAGGCAAGGGACUCCUCCGGCGAGUAAAGAGGCGGUCGAGGCGAUGGCUAGAAUUAAGAUCGAGGAGAAAAUUGGGAGUUGCUAUGUCUGUUUGGAGGAGUUUGAGAUAGGGGAGGAAGCGAGGGAGAUGCCUUGCAAGCAUAAAUUUCAUGAGGGGUGUAUAUUGCCCUGGCUUGAGGCUCAUAGUUCGUGCCCCGUCUGUAGGUUUCAGAUGCCCGUUGAGGGGCCGAAGAACGAGUCCAUUGGCGCUGGCAAUGGUAGCACAGGCGCAAGUGGGGGUAGUAGAGGAGGAGGUAACGGCAAUGGUAAUAAUGGCAGUGGGGGGAGGUCGUGGAUGCCGGUGCCUUGGCCUUUUAGUGGAUUGUUUUCGUCUUCGUCUUCGUCGCCUUCUCAAAACGGAGGGGAUGGGAACGGGAAUUCUCUGUCAGAAGAUGGUCCUGAUGAGCAUUGAAGAAGUUUGUUCAUUGAUCAUCUUGUUCUUUGUUGAGUUCAGUGGUAUGAUGCUGUACAUAGUCUUCUGUUUCGUGAAUUGGAAUUGUGGCUUAAUAAAAUUGAAUACCGUGAUCUUGUCCGAGCCUAAUUCAUUGUGCUCCUUCUGCGCUCGUUCUUCAUCUGUGUCAGCAGAGCAAUCAGUAAAACCAAUGCCGAGUCUUGCGACAGUAAGCCGAUAGAGGGUGAUGCUUGCGGAAAUGCUAUUAUGGGCGGUACCUGAGACGUUUGUUUGAAUCAUUUAGGCUCGUAUCAUGUUAGCGGACAGUAGAUGAGAAGUUUAUUUGAGUCAUUUAGGCCAUCUUUAGCGCCGUUAAUUUAGUUUAAAGGCUAACAUAUCUUUUACAGCAGUUAAUGUUAGCUAAUCCCUCAUCCAGAAGAGCUGGCCAUUUUUAUUCUACUGGUUGGGAUUUCGUUGCUAUCCAUAAA
This is a messenger RNA of Asparagus officinalis (garden asparagus), 1722 nucleotides long. RefSeq names its product E3 ubiquitin-protein ligase RING1-like. Gene Ontology annotation, cellular component: cytoplasm. The coding region runs from base 218 to 1255 and encodes 345 amino acids. Gene Ontology annotation, biological process: protein ubiquitination. NCBI's taxonomy places the organism in Eukaryota, Viridiplantae, Streptophyta, Magnoliopsida, Asparagales, Asparagaceae. Gene Ontology annotation, molecular function: ubiquitin protein ligase activity. The transcript has 2 exons. The record is from RefSeq and is a predicted model, not a curated record.